Messenger RNA from Gambusia affinis (western mosquitofish), 4466 nucleotides. RefSeq names its product volume-regulated anion channel subunit LRRC8D. The record is from RefSeq and is a predicted model, not a curated record. The transcript is spliced from 7 exons. The coding region runs from base 352 to 2988 and encodes 878 amino acids. Gene Ontology annotation, molecular function: protein binding. Lineage: Eukaryota; Metazoa; Chordata; Actinopteri; Cyprinodontiformes; Poeciliidae.
CCCCACUCCCACGCAUGAAACCAAGUGAGAGCUGAUUCACCUUGGCGAUGCAGGGUUAUGGAGAGUUUGAAAGGAGUUCAAGGCUUUGGUAAAGCGUUCAACAGACCAUGAGGUCCUGGGCUUGAACUGGAAUUCUCAGCAGCAUAUUCUCCGUCUCCAUGGCAACAUUUGAAAAGCCGGCGUGUCGGCCAGCUCAGUAGGAGUUUGUUUUUCACCACAGAACCGGAGCGCUCCGGCCUCAACUCUCUGCAAAGUGGGAGAGGAGGGAAAGCAGAAAAGUUGUGGAGGAAGUUUUCAUCCAGUGUUUAGUUUAACCAACAGGUAUCUCCCAGACAUCCUUCAGACUGGACCAUGUUCUCCCUGUCGGAACUGGCGCCUGUGGAUCCGCAUCAGAACACGUGGAAGCUGCUGAAGCCCUGGUGGGAGGUCUUCAUGGACUACCUGGUGGUCCUGAUGCUGAUGACGUCCGUCCUGGCUUGUACUGUGCAGCUGUCCAGAGACAGGGUGGUGUGUAUUCCUGCUGAACUGCCUUUCAACGCAAGCAACGGUGUUCAUCCACCAGUUGGCAGCGACGCAGUCCUCGCGUCUUCUGAAGCCCCUCUGCAUGUUCCUCACAGCAUCGGCCCGAAUCUCCAGUCACCUGCACAGGGACGUCGCACACAUCUGGUCUACCAGCAGUACAUUUUUGUUAGCCAGGUAUGCUACCACGAAGCCUUACCCUUCUGUUCACGCUUCUUCCCCUACAUGGCCCUGCUGCAGUCUCUGCUGUUGGCCGCCAGCGGCUCCUUCUGGCUGCACUUCCCUCACACCUCUUCCCGCAUAGAACAAUUCCUGUCCAUUUUGGCAAAAUGCUGCGAGUCCCCCUGGACGUCCCAGGCCCUGUCCCAAGCUGCACGGCAGGAAAACAUCCGAGACCUGGAGAGACCGCCUCGCCACGCCGCCGCGUCGGCAGCUUGGUUUUCGAUUGCGCCGGCCUGUACGAGCCACUCAAGCACAGGCUCCGGCACAGACAGCCCACUUUUGAAGAAGUCGGCCUACCCACCUUCUCCUUGCCCUUCCACAGUCUCCUCUAAUUCCACCAUGUCGUCUGUGUCCCUCGGCUCUGAGGUGCACUUGUGCUCUUCCGAGCCUUCAGUGAACAGUGAACGCCCCGGGCAGGUUUCGAGUCUGGAUAGAAGUGAUGGAGAACAGGCCAGGGCCCUGUUUGAAAGAGUCAGGAAGUUUCGGUCUCACUGCGAAAGCUCCGCUGUCAUUUAUAAGGUUUACUUGGCUCAGACGAUAUUUAAACUGCUGAUGGUAACGCUGAUCAUGAGCUACACCGUCCCAUUCCUCGGCUCCCUCUCCUUCAGCCACGUCUGUCAGCCUGCAGAGCGAACGCUAGUUGGCUACACAACCUUCGAAUGCGUCCACUCGCUCUCCUCCCUCCUGCGCAAGCUGCUUGUGACCUACCUAGUCCUUCUAGGGAUUUAUGCGCUUCUUAAUUUUUACACCCUCAGCUGGAGUUUUCGCAGCUGCCUUCGAAAAUAUUCCUUCCGCUCCCUGAAAGACAUUCCCGAUCUGAUGAAUGACCUGGCCUUCCUCAUCCACAUGCUGGAGCAGUACGACCCCCUGCUGGUGCAGCGCCUCUCCGUGUUUCUGUCGCCGGUCAGCGAGAGCAGACUGCUGGAGCAAAGCCUGGAGAGGCACUGGGGAGAAGAGAAGCUCCAGGCUGUGACCAGCGUGGACACAGACGGCUGCAGCUCCCUGCAGCUCGUCGCCCUGCCUCGCCUCCCUCCGGCUCUGUUCACCCUCAACCAGCUUCAGGCCCUCAAACUGGAGCUCAUCGCUGACGCCAGGUUUACUUCGCAGGUGGCAAACAUGACUUCACUCAGGGAGCUCCACCUUUACCACUGCCCCGCGGCUGUGGACCCCGGUGCGCUCCCGGUCCUCCAGGAACGCCUUGAGAUUCUCCACAUCACCUUCGCUCAGGCGUCACAGAUCCCCAGCUGGGUCCUCUCCCUCCGCAACCUGCACGAGCUCCACCUUUCGGGUCGCUUGGGCGGCGAGAGCGGCGUCGGUCACGGCUGGGCUCUGGGGAGCCUGCGGCAGCUCCGGCACCUCCGGGUUCUGGUGAUCCACGGGAUGCUGCAGAGGGUUCCGUCAGAGCUGUGCGAGGUGGCAGGAAGCUUACUGAAGCUGGAGAUACACAACGAAGGCGCGAGGCUGCUUGUGCUGACGGGACUCAAGCGAAUGGUGGACCUGACAGAACUCCGGCUGCAGGACUGCCAGCUGGACCGCCUGCCCUCGGCCCUGCUCACGCUGACUCGCCUCCAGACGCUCGACUUGCAGCACAACAACUUGAGAACCCUAGAGGAACUGCUCGGUCUGGUCCACCUGCAGCGUCUCUCUUGCCUCAAACUCGCCUACAAUCGUGUGUUGGCGCUGCCGCCCACCGUCGGCGUCCUUCGAGGCUUGGAGAUUUUGGAUCUGUCCAACAACCAGCUGAAGAGUCUGCCCCCGGCGCUCUUCACGCUCCACCGGCUUCGUCGGCUGCUGCUGGCUGGCAACCUGUUGCCUGAGCUGCCCUCUGAGGUCAAGGCGUUGGGGCUGCUGACAGAACUAGACCUGAGUGGAAACAGGUUAGAGAGCCUAACCUCUGACCUCUUCAGCUGCUCGGAGCUCCGCGUACUAAAUGUGUCUCACAACUCGAUCGGUUCACUGCCUGUGGGAAUUUCAGCGUUGAGCCACCUGUCCAGGUUGGAUUUGCGCAGCAAUAGUCUGGAAGAGCUGCCUGCUGAGCUGGGCUGCUGUUUGGGGCUCUGUGGAGGUGGGCUGCUGGUAGAGAGGUGGCUCUUCCUCUCCUUGCCUCCUCACGUCAGGGACUUCCUGAGCCGUUCUCACGCCACCAGCGAGGGAUACUUCGAGGAUCACUCCAGGCCAGAGUCGGACACUUUCCAGUACUCUCCCGCUCAGUGGAGCUUCUCUUCAGCUCUAGAGUCACAGAUAUAAGGCAAAGCUGGCCUGUAAAGAUGGCAUUGAGCAACUGCGCGAGACGUAAACGCCCCACACUGUCUUAUGCAGUGAUGUUGGUUCCAAAGCUCUAUUGACCAAUACUAGGAGCUGAACGUAGAAGGCAGCUCUCCUCAUUAGCAUAAAGAUGCACACAGAGAAGCAGAAAAAGGAGAGGAGGCCAUGACAAAAGAAGGAGGGAUUGUAUAAAGAAAAGACAAAACAAAAUAUCUACUUUUCUUGACAAAAACGCAUGUUUAGGGGAAAUGAAAAAGAACUAUAAAUUUCUUGACGGAAACUUGUGUGUAAGGAAAAGGAAAAACUAAAUAUAUAUUUAUGUUUUUAUUUCUUGUAUCAGUUUUGGUCCUCCAUAUAUAUCAGCAUGGUAAUGCUUAGUAAAUCAAGUAGCAUAAAAAAAACCUAUACACGUCAUUUGUACAAAACAUUACAGCAGCUUAAUUUUACACUGGAGUACUUCAUUAGGUAUGCCUGUUUAAUUACUUGUUAACAUAAAUAGUGAAUCAACCAAUCCCAUGUUAGCAACUCAAUGCAUGUAGGCGACUAGACACGGUGAAGACGGCUUGCUCGAGUUCAAACUGAGCAUCAGAAUGAGGAAGAAACUGCUAUUGGGGAGAAAACAGGAUAGUGAACGUAGACAGAGUUGGAGAUUUUUCCCUCGGGGUGAGCGCAGAGAGACUGACGAUUGGUUUUAUGGAGAAAAUCUUACUCAACUGUAAGCACGGACCAAAAAGGAUGUGUAGCUCUGGAUCUAACAAUGACACUGGUGAUUAUGUAUGUCUGUAUUAACAAAAGAGUGGUUUAAUUCUCUGCUUUCAGAAGAAUAAAUUUCAUUCUGUGAAUACUUUUUGUUACUUUGUUUGAUUUUGGUGGCCUUCACUUAGUUACUUCAUGAUAUAUUUCUUAACUGGAACAAUAACAAAUUGUGCACACACUGCAACUGAAUUUAAUAUUUUGUGCUGUUUUAGUAAAUGUACAAAUGUAGAUGACUAAAGAAUGGACCAUUUAGUCAUCUACAAAUGGUAGCUGACUAAAUGAUAUAAAAAACUUUCAAAGUAAAAUAUAUUUGAAUACAUAGACUAUCAUAGCACAUAAGCAUUUUAAAAAUAUACAUACAUUUUACUUACUCCUUGCAAGUGAUUAUAAGAACUUCAUCACAUAAAUCAAGAUGUGCUUGGUACACUGAGAAAGCCACAAACCUUUAAUUGAAUGAAGGAGGUGAUGUGAAUAGAAGUUGCCCUUUGAAAAAAAAAUUCUAGAUUUGUUUUCCAUUUGUCUUUAUAUUUUAUUCACAUUUAUUUUUGUCAUGAAUGCUUUAGUCCUAGACGUUUUAAGUGCUUAUAUAGAGAUUGAUGGAUAUAUAUUUUAUGUUCAUUCAGCAUCUAUGCACCACAAAUCUGGAACAAACUUCCAGAAAACUGUAAAACAGCUGAAACACUGACUUCCUUUAAAUCUCAACU